UAAGGCAGAGCAGCGCUGAAUCACUACCUUUUCCCGCAUACUCUAUAAACUGUUGCCUACGAAAGAGGAACUGGGGGCUUAACUAUUCAGGCUGCUUCCAUUCAAGUGUUCCAGACGGUGUAUAUACAUCCAAACAGACACUUCUUUCGGCUCUUUGGAGUUUAUAAGGAGCAGGCAUCUGAAACUGCACUCUGAAGCUAUAUUCCAGAGAUGUACCUGAACAAGUUGCCGGUCGGUGUAAGCUUCAAAAGAGAUCCUUAAAUGACCAACCCCAUUCAUUCCGUGAGCCAGGAAAGAGUGGCACUUUCCAGUCCUGGCUGCUUGUCAGAAUCACCUGUGGAGCUUUAAGCUGUACAGCUGUUCGUGCUCCACACAAACCUCCUGAAUCAGAACCUCUGAAGAAACGACCCAGGAAAAUAAAUCUGUUGAAGAAUUUUAAGAGUCAAAUCUUCUGAGCCUAGACCUACCGCUGUCAGCAUCUCUGAGGUCUCCUCCAUCUGAGAAUUACCAGGUCUGACAACACUUUCCCUCUGUCCUACAGUGAGGGAUGUCAACAAAACUGUAGAAAAGUCACAUCCUUUAGACUUCCAACCCUCAAGUUGAGGCAGCUGGGAAGAAACCUUACAAGCUUCAUCCUUACAGGGGAUUCAAAAAGACAAGAAGGGUAAAAACUGAGAUAUCUGAGCCUGAAAUUUACAAAAGCUUUCAGAAAGUCUCCUCACAGGAGAACCCAAAUAAUAAAUACACGUCAUUAGUGCACACAUUUAGAUGAGCUGUAGAUAAAAUAGAGCCCUUUCUCCCUCUACCAAAACAUAGUGAAAAGUCUGAUUUAAUACUCUGAGACAUUCUUGUCCCCAUAUCAGUAUUAUAAAGCAGUUUCACCACAUUUAUUUUAAUCAGUAUAAGAGUAGGACUGUGGGAAAUAAAAGAUUUUACUUUUUUUUAAUGAUUAAGACAUUCUGAUAAAAGCUAUUUGGGAGAGGGAUGCUGUGCUGGAAGAUAGAGAGGGCGUGGCAAUUGCCAAAUUAGAACAUCACCAUUUUCUUGCUUGUGCACUACUGACUUGGCUCCGGUUGUGAUCACUUUGUAUGAGAUUGUUAGAACACCUCCAGCAUAUUCAGAAACAGUCUAAGUGACUGUGGAAUGCCUCAAGGCCAAUAGAAAUCAAAUAGAAACAGGUACCAACUCAAGUCUUGAGUGAUGACAGAGGUACAUUUCAAGUAUCAUGGAAAUCUCACUGGGCGGGCCCAUUUCCCCACCCUGGCAACAGAGGUGGACACUACUUCAGAUAGGUAUUCCAACCUGUAUAUGUACGUGGGCUUAUUCCUGAGCCUCCUGGCCAUUCUCCUCAUCCUACUCUUCACAAUGCUUCUUCGACUCAAACAUGUCAUCUCACCCAUCACCUCUGAGAGCACAGAAAGUGUUCCUCAAUUCACAGAUGUAGAGAUGCAGAGUCGAAUCCCCACUCCUUAAAGUCAGAACGAAAGUGAGUAUUUGUGGAUCUCAGUGAACUCUUGUCCAUUAAUGUCCAGGAACGCUUACUUUGUUACAUGUAGCUUCCCACGUAGGGAAUCAACAAGUUGUUCAUUUAACAAGUCGUUCAUGUUUUCUUUGUGUUUUUCUCUAUCUUGACUCUCUCUGCUUGUGGGAUACCUAGGAGGUUUAAGACUCAUUCUCUGCCAGGAAUACAGGAAAUGGCAGCUGGUUGGGAGGACAGGUUUCCAUGGUAACCAAAGAGAGCCUGGGCCUUGAGCAAACCUCAGACCACAGAAAUUCAUAUGCAGCUGUUAUAAAAAACACAGGAUCCCUGGAAGCUCCAAGAACAAGGAAAAUUUGCCUUGGAAAGGGCUGAUUGUUCAAAGAGGGUACCCCAAGAAAGGAAUGUUUUAAUUUAGCACUAGGACUGUAAAGAAUCACCUCUGCUUACAUGAAGCUAAAUCAUAUCAGAGGACAAUGGAAAGGACCAUGAACUCUUUCCCAGAGUAGCAGUGAUUUUUAUCAUCUAUGGAAAAAAGUUUUUAAAGAAACUGUUUCAGUGUAAAAAGCAAGUUUGCAAAAAAAGAAGUUUCUAGUAAACAAACUCAUCUAGAGAGGGGAAAUGUGCAUUUUAUAUCUGUGUUAUUACUAUUACUGGACUUUUAAAAGCUCAGAUAAUGGCAGAUGUAUUACAAAAAUCUGGAACAAUGAGCUCCCGCAAAAACAAGGGAAAAUUAAGUCAAAAUGCGCUUAUGACAAUGAAUCUUAUAUUAUCCGUGCAGCUUCUUUGCUUUUUUCUCCUUCUCCAUCACGCUCAACCUUGGCAAAGAAGACUCAAUUGUUCUUUAAAGCAGAAAUGAAAUAAUCUUGGUAUUCUGUCAUUGAAUGAUUGUGGCUUUGGACAAAACAUUCAAGCCUUUGGGUGCCAGGUUUUUCUUUCUGAAAAAUGAUCUGAGAGCUAUUUUGUCAUCACUAGACUCCUUUUAGAUCUGAGUGUAAGAAAAACAAAGAGAAACAAAGGAGGAAAGGACUGAACAACACCCUCCAACAAAUCUCUAUUGAAAUCAACGUCCUCAAAUGUCACAUUUGUCUUUCCCAGAAAAUGUUCCUCCCUUCCUAAUCCCUGCCAAAGAUGAAGUGUUUCACUUAUUACCUAUAAGAGAAAUAUAUUUUGAAAAAUUCCAUUCUCAUAAGUAGCCCUAGGAUGCCAGUAGUGGAGACAGAAUUUGAUUUUUUUUUAAACUAAUGUUCCAAAAGGGAGCCAAAGGAAAUGAGUACUGUUUACAAAUUAGAAAUUAGAAGGCUGGCCAUACUCUUGCCACCAAAGAACUAAUAAUACAGUCAUGUUAAAUUCUACCUGCUUAAAAAAAUCAGUUCUCUCUUGCACCUAAAAGGUGGUCAUCAAAUUUUAACAGGGUGCUCCCUCAGGAACUGCAGUGGCCAUGAGAGAGAAGUGAAUGGGUGUUAGCUUAAUGGCACCUCUACCAGACUUGCAGCUCUCUCUAGUUUGUUACCAAUUUAGACUGGCCCGUUUACUCUGAUCUAAAUCUAGCCUGGUGGUGAAAUUCCCAAGUGAUUUCUCCUUUUAUACAAAGUCAUUUGCCAGUACUCCCCUCUCCAAGGGGCUGCACAGUGUGAAAUCCCCACAUGCAGAGCUAAACUUAGCAGCAAGGCUGACUCUGGCACACCUGGUACAAUAGUGCACUGUAAGGGAUGGCAGCUGCAUUCGGCGCCAUUCAGAAGAGAUCAGCAAGUAGGCUAAGACUUGGAUAGGGCAUACGCUUCCCUUUUGGCAUUAUAUUUUCCAAAAUGCAAAGUGAUUCAUAUUAUUACAUUUGGUGGUUUAAGUUGUGACUUUACUCAACACCCAGACUCCAUGUACCCUUUAAAAUGUUAGUUCUUGGCAGCCAUACGUGGACUUCAUCAAAGGUUGGCAAUAUACCCCAGAACUUUUUAAGGACACACAACCCGCCUCACUCUAGGCUCUGCCUUUUGUGCUCACAGUAUUUGAAUGCACUUUACAGUUAAGAAGUCAGUGGCUGGAUAAAAGAAGAAACUGAUUACACUUUCAACAGCAGUUAAUAGCAAGAUACCCAAUGCCUUGUUGCUGAAUCUGAUGAAGAGACAGACUAUGAAUCUAUUCCUUGCCCACCUGACCUCCCCAACUCAGAUUUCAGGAGUUUAAAACUGCUCUUUAAUCACUGACUUGGAUGAAGAUUCCUAAUUUAUGAUUAAGGCUACUCACUUGGAAAACAACCACUCUCUUUCAUCACAACUGCCCCAUGGGAUCCAGAUCUUUACUGAGCAUUAACCAAAGCACACAGCACAGAUUACACUAAAAUAGCAGCAUAACCCCUCACAAUUUCCAGUGAUAGCAUAAAUGGAGAUGCAUGUAAGCAAAUGUGUUAUUAUGGUGACUCACAUGGUAUUUAAUCUUUAAGAAAAUAAACUGAGUGUUUUCGUAAUAGCAAAUCUACUGUAAAGAAAACAAUUUUUCCAUUUAUAUUAAAUUUUAUCAUAUCCCCCAAUGUAUUAAUUAACAUAUAUUACUGCUCAAAGAGGCCACUAGAGCAAUCAAUGGGAAUUAUUUGAAUUUAUCCAUCUAUCCAAAAUGCUGACUUGGCAAUUCCUUCCCUCACCCCCACUCACCAAAAAAUUGCACGUUAGCCUAGGUGUAUAUAAACGGGUAGGUUAUUUAUAUAUAGUUGAACUUUAUUUUAAGGUGAAAGAAUGAUUCUUCACUUUUUAUGACACUGAAUCACAUGAAAUUGCCAUUUGUGUAAGUCGAUAAUGCUGAAAAUAUCAGCGAUUUCAUAUAAGUCAAUCAAAUAAAAACACUCACCACAUGAAUUAUUUAAAUAGUAAACUCUCCUACUAUGUUUAAAAUAAUUCAGUUUCUAAAAAUGUACUUUGCAUACUUUUCCGAAUCAUGGGUUGUAUAAAACAAGGUUUAUUGUAAAAGGCAUGUAUAUUAUGUAUUUUGUAUCAGGCAGGAAAUAUUAAGGGGUAAAUCAAGUAAAGAUGGGUUCAUCCAGCCUAACAUUUCCAUCUAUGCCAAAUCUGAAGCUUUGGACUCAUAACUGAGUUUGACCGCUGCAGACCCCAUCAUACUUACUAAGUAGGUAAAAGGAGUCCAUUUAAUGCAAUUAAAUGGUUAUAUUUAGUAAUACAUUUUAUUCACCUGUAUUUGUACAAAUGAUGAACUUUUUUUAAGAAAAUGAAGAAUUGUGUGGAAGAAAACUCGGGUUUCUUUUGUUUAAAAUCAUUAAUAUUUGAGAUAGAUUCAUAUUGUAUAAAACAGAAAUGUAAUAUUUGAAUUAAUAUUUAGCAUGUCACUUUUGAUUCCUGGAAAAUAAAUUGGUUUGCUGAU
Molecule: messenger RNA, 4846 nt
Organism: Vicugna pacos (alpaca)
Lineage: Eukaryota; Metazoa; Chordata; Mammalia; Artiodactyla; Camelidae
Source: RefSeq, a predicted model, not a curated record